Messenger RNA from Choloepus didactylus (southern two-toed sloth), 4004 nucleotides. It is a transcript of the gene RIC8B, whose product is annotated as RIC8 guanine nucleotide exchange factor B. The record is from RefSeq and is a predicted model, not a curated record. Gene Ontology annotation, biological process: G protein-coupled receptor signaling pathway. Gene Ontology annotation, cellular component: cytoplasm; plasma membrane. NCBI's taxonomy places the organism in Eukaryota, Metazoa, Chordata, Mammalia, Pilosa, Megalonychidae. Gene Ontology annotation, molecular function: guanyl-nucleotide exchange factor activity; G-protein alpha-subunit binding.
GCUGGGAAGGAGCGAGCGAGCGGGGGCGCGAGGCGUUUACCUGGAGGCAGCGGCUUGGGCGCGCGGAGCGGCCGCGGCUCCCCCGCACCUGCGGCCAUGGAUGAGGAGCGCGCCCUAUACAUCGUCCGGGCCGGCGAGGCGGGGGCUAUCGAGCGAGUCCUGAGGGAUUACAGCGACAAGCAUAGGGCUACUUUCAAAUUUGAAUCAACAGAUGAAGACAAACGAAAGAGACUCUGUGAAGGCAUAUUUAAAGUCCUUGUAAAGGACAUCCCAACAACGUGUCAAGUGUCCUGCCUGGAAGUUCUCCGCAUUCUCUCCAGAGACAAAAAGAUUUUAGUUCCUGUAACAACCAAGGAAAACAUGCAGAUACUGCUGCGACUAGCCAAGCUUAAUGAAUCGGAUGAUUCUUUGGAGAAGGUGUCAGAGUUCCCGGUUAUUGUGGAGUCAUUAAAAUGUCUGUGUAACAUAGUGUUCAACAGUCAGAUGGCACAGCAGCUCAGCCUGGAACUUAACCUUGCUGCAAAACUCUGUAAUCUCUUGAGAAAGUGCAAGGACCGAAAGUUUAUCAAUGACAUUAAGUGCUUUGACUUGCGCUUGCUCUUCCUCCUGUCACUUUUGCACACCGACAUCAGGUCACAACUGCGCUAUGAGCUCCAAGGACUACCGCUGCUAACUCAGAUCUUGGAAAGUGCCUUUAGCAUCAAGUGGACCGAUGAGUAUGAAUCGGCCAUAGACCACAAUGGACCUCCUCUCUCACCUCAGGAGACAGACUGUGCCAUCGAGGCCCUCAAAGCUCUCUUCAAUGUGACAGUAGAUAGUUGGAAGGUGCAUAAAGAGAGUGAUUCUCAUCAGUUCCGUGUCAUGGCAGCUGUCCUUCGCCAUUGUUUACUAAUUGUUGGUCCAACCGAAGACAAAACAGAAGAGCUGCACAGCAAUGCAGUCAACCUUUUAAGCAAUGUUCCAGUCUCUUUGUUUAAUGUUCUCAUUUGUCCAUUAACCCAUGAAGAAAGCCAGGAAGCAACCACUCUAGAAGAACUGCCUGGUGAUAAAACAGCUGAGCAAGAAACGGUUUUGAAAAAUAAUACCAUGGUAUACAAUGGUAUGAAUAUGGAGGCCAUUCACGUUUUACUCAGUUUUAUGGAGAAGAGAAUAGACAAGGGAAGCAGUUAUAGAGAGGGUCUAACUCCAGUUCUCAGCUUAUUAACAGAAUGUUCCCGAGCACAUCGAAACAUCAGAAAAUUUCUCAAAGAUCAGGUUUUACCACCUUUGAGGGAUGUGACAAAUCGACCUGAGGUUGGCUCAACUAUGAGAAAUAAGCUGGUGCGCCUUAUGACACAUGUUGACCUUGGAGUCAAGCAAAUUGCUGCUGAAUUCCUUUUUGUCCUUUGCAAAGAGAGAGUGGAUAGCCUGCUGAAAUACACUGGCUAUGGGAAUGCUGCAGGACUGUUGGCGGCCAGGGGCCUCUUGACUGGAGGAAGAGGAGAUAAUUGGUACUCAGAGGAUGAGGACACAGACACUGAAGAAUACAAAAAUGCAAAACCAAACAUUAAUCUUAUCACUGGUCAUUUAGAGGAACCAAUGCCAAACCCCAUAGAUGAAAUGACAGAAGAACAAAAAGAAUAUGAAGCCAUGAAACUUGUCAACAUGCUUGAUAAACUUUCCAGAGAGGAGUUGCUUAAACCAAUGGGACUAAAACCUGAUGGGACAAUAACGCCUUUGGAGGAAGCACUCAACCAGUACUCCGUCAUCGAAGAGACCAGCUCCGACACAGACUAAAGCAUCACCUGCUCAACUCCCGAUACUGCUUUUAUCAGCAUCUUUUCUCUGUAGCUCCAGGGGAAUCUUUUCUCUAAAACAUUUAUGCCCUUGCUUUGGCUAGAAACACAUUAACUGGUUUACUCAUUGAGAAUCCAGCAUAUUUAAAAGGUGAUCUGUGUUUUUUGCUAUAUUGAGGCAUUCAUACAGAGCUGCAGUUAGAUGGAGUUACAGGGGAUAGAAGCAGAAAAAAAAUAAUUCCAUUUCAUCAGAAUGAAACUGAAGGACUUUUUUCUCUAAAGCAGCCCUGGUUGAAUCUGGUGAUUCUGUUUGCCAAGAUUCUUAGCACAUUUUGCUCUGUCCUUCCUCUCACUUGUGUGAGCUGUCCCUUCUGAAUCUCUCCAGGAGACAGAGGCAAGAGAGAAGCAGGAUGAGCUGUUAAAUAAGGGCUGAGGCAAGUGACUCGCUAGAUCAGGACUGGCUAAAUAGAAGCCAAGCAGCUGCUCCAUGAACCUAGCACCACUCUUCACUUCAUUUCAAUUUUUUAUAAAUACAUAGAAUCACACACACAAACACACACAUAUAGCCCCAGACUUGCAAACUGACUACCCUCUAAAAGUUUGUGUGUCACUUAUGUAGAACUUCAGAAUACAUUUCUCCCUACAAAGAAUUAUAAAUGAUGGUUUAGUUCUCAGGCAGCUACAAAUGCCUAUUUAUUCCCUAACGUACCUGAACACUAGAACCAUAGAACUGGCUCACCAUCUGCAUCAUUGCAUGGGGAGCAUACAUUCUGAGGUCAAACUCAGGGUGCCAAGAACACACAGCCUCCAACGUAGCAGAAGGAAUGGAGCCUCCCUGAGCAGUGGGAGUUCUUUUGUGGCCUCUGUGGGGGCUGGGGUAGGCAGCAGCACCCAUUUGUACAUACAGGUCAUUCAUAAGUCACAGGUUUUAAAUUGGGGACUGAGUGUGUCUGUGUGUGUGUGUUCUACCUUUCUACAAUAUGUGAUCGGUUUAAUGGUAACUUUAUUUAUUUAAAAAAAAAAGAAACACAAAUAGUUACUGUUAAACUGAUUAAGGCUGUUUUUUUACUUUUAGAAUUGGUCAUAUGAAGAAGUAGAGGAUGAAUCAUGCAAUAGACAAUGGGCCUAGUGAUCAGUGGCUAAAGUCAAAAAGGGGUUGGUUUCUUUUUACAUAUAUAUAUAUAUAUGUAUAUACAUGCAUAUAUAUAUAUAUAUAUAUACAGAUAGAUAAUGUGCUUAACCACUGCCUUUUAAAACUUUAAAUUAAAUAAAACAUUGGGGUUGAUUCAAUUUAGCCAUCUGUGUGUGUUUCUUUAUAGAUACGUGGGAUAAACAAUACUGUUUCACAGCUCAUGCUUUUUUCAAGUGUUUCUACAUCCAUUGUCUCACUUACCAUUGUAAUAGCCUUUAAGCAUAGCUAAAAUACAUGAAGUAUUAAUGAUAAGGUCAUUUAUCCAGAAAACACUUUUCUGGCAAAGAAGUGAAUCAGGAGUUGAUUUUAAAAGGCCUCUGAGCUGCCAGAAGAGAUAUUUCUUGCAGUUUACUCAUAGGAUUCUCAAGAAUCUUACUCUUUGCCUGUUUACCAAAAUUUGCAUGUAUUUGUAACAUGUUUUUGUUAUGUUAUCUGGCUUUCAAGCCACAAAAAAAUGGUAAAGAAGGAGGGCUGCUAGAUUAAAAUCAGGCAUACUAAAAUAAAAGCAGCAAAAAAGCCCACUGAAAACUGGAUAGGGAGAUGGGGAAGAAUUAGAAAAAAAACUAUUUAAGGCAUAGCAAAUCUGGGACUAUCUUUUUACUAAAGGACACACAGCUGACCCGGACAGUAUCUGUACAACAUUAUGACCCUUGGACUGAUUCUCAUAAUGAUGACCCUGAGUUUAUUUUAAGGAGUAAGUUAUAUCCAGAAUACUCUAUGAAAGACUAUGAAGUAUACAGUGCAUUUUAGGAUUUGGGAGUAAAUUUGUUGGAGUAGAGGUUGCAGGUGACCCAUGUUUUAACUGACAGCAAAUAAAAUGAAGCUUAGCAAUUCAUAAUUUUUGAUUACAUGAGAAAGGUUUAGGAAAAAAAGUAUUUGUAUUAUUUCAUUCUAAAAAUGCAUUUUAAUGUAUUUUUCUAAUUUCUACAACCAAAUAGCUGUAGCAUGAAUUUCAGAUUAAGUAAAUGAAGACAUGUUUGAUGAAAUGCCAUUCUGCCAGCUUUUUAUAGAGUAAAUGUUUGGACAUCCCUGUUUAA